AUGCAUGGCACUGGGUCAAGGGUAGGGAAACCUCCAACACAUGUUACGGCUUCAUAUAGUCUGAAAGCAGGUGAUACAUACGCUGCUAGUCUGUCGCAUCUUCGGGUGUGGCGACACAGAGCAGAUGGAGGCGACAAUCUCUGUACAGAAGGCAACGCCACAGCUAUCACUUUCUUUGUUGCCUCUUCGAAAUCACCCGGUUCAUUGAAGGAACAGGCAGCCGCCAUCGGACGUAACUCAAAGACUGUCAGUGAAUUUUUAGAGAAGAACUUUACAGAUGAGAGUGAUACUGCUUCAAUUAAAUUGGCUGUUAGAGCAUUGCUUGAGUUACCUGUCUCAGUUACCGGUCUCAGUUACCUGACUGAGUUACCGGUCUCAGUUACCGAACUCAGUUACCAGACUGAGUUACCAGACUGA
This is a messenger RNA of Heterostelium album PN500, 417 nucleotides long. RefSeq lists its product as uncharacterized. The record is from RefSeq and is a predicted model, not a curated record. The coding region runs from base 1 to 417 and encodes 138 amino acids. Lineage: Eukaryota; Evosea; Eumycetozoa; Acytosteliales; Acytosteliaceae. The transcript has 3 exons.